AUGGGAAACGCCGUAAUGUUCCUGAUGCUGAUCGGGAUGCCACUUUUUACAACGUCGCAUCAAACAGAACUGGAGCAGGCUAUAAGAUAUUUAAAGCGAUAUGGCUAUCUGUCUACAUCUCUGCAAGAGCAAGAACCACAGCUGGAAAAAAUAACUGAAGCACUGGGAAUAUUCCAGAAAGUGACAGCCCUACCAAUCACAGGCAGGCUGGACAAUGCUACGCUAGCCAUAAUGAAAAAGCCGCGCUGUGGCCUUCAGGAUCCCUUUAACAGCAGAACUCUUAAAUAUCGUAUCCUGGGUUUCUGGCGUAAGAAGAAGCUGACUUAUCGUGUCUUUGACUAUGCUCAGGGUCUGGGAAUGGCUCAAACACUGACAGCUAUAAAGGCAGCGUUCAAGUACUGGAGUGACGUCACACCUCUCCAGUUUUACGAGGUCACUACAGGAAACGCUGACAUCAAAAUGUCCUUUCACAAAAGGGACAGUGUCUGCCCAGUGCCAUUUGAUGGACCAGGAGAUGUUCUGGCUCACGCUGAAGGUCCAGAAUCCGGCAUUGUGCACUUUGAUGCAGAGGAGUUGUGGACUGAGAGGCAAAACUAUGGAGCAAAUCUGAGAAUUGUAGCAGCCCAUGAGAUCGGCCACGCUCUCGGUUUAGACCAUUCGCAGUAUUCCAGUGCUCUCAUGGGCCCUGUGUACACUGGUUACCGUGACAACUUUCAGCUCCAUCCAGAUGAUAUCCGUGGAAUCCAGGCACUGUAUGGUAAACCAGAGGAACAACCUCCAGUAUCCUCAGACUCACCUCCACCUGAUCCCUGCACUGACUCACUGGAUGCUAUAAUGCUUGGGCCGUUCCACAAGACGUUUGCAUUCAGUGGAGAGUAUGUAUGGACGAUAUCUGAUGAUGGCUAUAACACACCGAUACGGAUUAACAUCCUGUGGAAGGAACUGCCUGGUUAUAUAAAUGCUGCUGUGCAUUCGCAAAGGACCAACAAGUCUUACUUUCUUAAAGGUGAUAAAGUCUGGAGGUAUUCUGGCUUUAAGUUGGACCAUGGUUAUCCCCAGCUGCUUGCUAUCCCACCAAACAUCGACGCCGCUUUUUACUUUCAAACAAAUAAAAAACUCAUUUUUAUUAAGGGUUUCGAAUACUGGCAGUGGGAUGAACUGGGUUCCCCUGAUGAACUGAAACAAUUUCCUAAACCCCUCUCCCAUCUCAUCUCUGGGUUACCAUCCAAUCCAGACGCAGCAUUCACCUGGACUAAUGGUCAUGUUUACAUUUUUCAAGGAGACCAGUACUGGCGCAUAAGCCCCAGACGCUUCAUCGAGAAAGGUUACCCGCUAAACAUGAGAGAGCGCUGGAUGCAGUGUGGAAAUUAA
Molecule: messenger RNA, 1371 nt
Organism: Tachysurus vachellii
Lineage: Eukaryota; Metazoa; Chordata; Actinopteri; Siluriformes; Bagridae
Product: matrix metalloproteinase-19-like
Exons: 9
Coding region: 1-1371 (456 amino acids)
Biological process (GO): collagen catabolic process; proteolysis; extracellular matrix organization
Cellular component (GO): extracellular matrix
Molecular function (GO): zinc ion binding; metalloendopeptidase activity
Source: RefSeq, a predicted model, not a curated record